This is a messenger RNA of Phacochoerus africanus (Common warthog), 498 nucleotides long. RefSeq names its product anterior gradient 3, protein disulphide isomerase family member (gene AGR3). The record is from RefSeq and is a predicted model, not a curated record. NCBI's taxonomy places the organism in Eukaryota, Metazoa, Chordata, Mammalia, Artiodactyla, Suidae. Gene Ontology annotation, molecular function: dystroglycan binding. Gene Ontology annotation, cellular component: endoplasmic reticulum.
AUGUUGUUCCCCUCAGCUUUGGCCCUCUUUCUCUUACUCAUCACAGUUUCUCCCAACCUUGCCAUCAUAAUCAACAAGGACAGGAGACCUCCUCAGACACUCUCAAGAGGAUGGGGACAUGACAUCACUUGGGUGCAGACAUAUGAGGAGGGUCUCUUUCAUUUUCAAAAAAGUAACAAGCCAUUGAUGGUUAUUCAUCACUUGGAGGAUUGUCAAUACUGCCAAGCAUUAAAAAACGUGUUUGCCCAAAAAAAAAUACAAACAAUGGCUCAGAAUAAUUUCAUCAUGCUGAAUCCCAUGCAUGAGACCACUGAUAAGAACUUAUCACCUGAUGGACAGUAUGUGCCUAGAAUCAUGUUUGUGGAUCCUUAUUUAACAGUCAGAGAUGAUAUAACUGGAAGAUAUUCCAACAGAUUGUAUACAUAUGAACCUCAGGACUUGCCACUGUGGAUAGAAAACAUGAAGAAAGCAUUAAAACUUACUCAAUCCGAGUUAUAA